CGACUUAGACGCCCGCCCGCCCGCCCGCCGACGCCAGCAUCGAUCUCGAGCACACUGUGUACCCCGAAAAUGCUGCUGCUCGUCAGCAAUGAAGAGAGAAACAGCGGAUUAGCGACCUGGACGGCGAUCCAUCAACAGAGGCAGAAGAAGCUUGGUUCAUACGCAUACCCAAGAGGAAGGAGUGUAUAAAAAGAGGAAGACGGCUUUGAACGACAUACACGAUACUAGACGAUACCCAACAAAUAAACAAAACAGGCCGAUCCUCAACAACCAUGUCGCCUUCAGCAGACGCCGCCGCCGCAGCCGCCAACAGCAACAGCAACAGCAACAUCCGCGUCUUUGUCCGCUGGCAGGACCAUGUCGUCUUCGCCGGAGAGGAAGUCAAGUGCACAAUCACCUUCAAGAACGUCGCACGACCUCCCGGGCCCCCGCCGACCACGCCCACAAAGAAUCCGCAUCCGUCUCCGAGACAUCUAGGUGCCGCUGCCGAGCAACGAAUGCGCCAGCCAUCCCCUCUCGGCCCCGGUCACCCUGUUCAGUCGUCGUCGUCGUCGUCGUCAGUUGCUACACAAGGAGGAAAUGGCCGUACCAAGGGCCAUGCUGACGGCCUGGCGCCGCCGCCCUCGGUGCGCGGACGCGGUCACGGCCAUCGGUCCACCCUUUCCUUGACAGUUCCAUCCGCUGCUGCCACUUCCCGCGCCCGAGACAGCUCCAUACCCUGGUCACCCAUCCAGAAUCCCGCCUCCAGCAGCAGCUCCCGCGGUGGUCCUCCCUCGAGCUCCUCCGCCCGGAGCAAUGGCGGCAAUGGCCACGGACACAAGAGGUCGGUGUCCAUCGUGUCACUGGGCUCUACAAAGGCCAUGGACGAGGUUCCGGACCUCAAUUCGUCUCCCGCCAAGUCCCAGCGACCAGCAAGGGGUCAUGCCCGAGCUUCGAGUUUGCAGAUCAACUCCCGUCUUCCGUUCUUUGGCGGGCCCAAGUCUGGCAAGGCCGCGUCUUUCUUACGUGACGCCACCACUGAACAGACGCCUGACUAUUUACCUCGCCCCCAUACAGCUACACACCCAAAAGUGCAGACCUCUCAGCAGCCAUCACCCCUUUUCCAUGCCUCUUACCCUCCCAACCGGAACACACUACACAGCCCGACCGAAGGCCCUCUGACUCCUUCCGAACGAACACGAAACAUCUUCCCAUGGGCAACGUCCCCCUCUCCCAAGGCUUCUCCUAGAGCCGAGCCGAACACCGAGUUCAGGUUCCCUUUCACCAAAUCAUCUUCUUCGCCCGAUGUUGUCCACGGAGGCAGUCCGGUGGGGCCCAUACAUGAAGACAACAUCAUGAGCCCAACAUACUCGGUCGCUGGCGAAUCCGUCAGGUCUCUCCCGAUGCGAUCAAGAGACCCUAUCCCCACCAUCAACGAACAUGGUGCGAUACCCUCGGCACGUAUUCUUUCAACAACCAGCAUUGGCGGCACACCAAGGAGUAGUGGCGAGUUUUACUCCAUGAGCAAUUACUCUUCCGAGACCCUGGCAUCCGAGUACGUCCAACCACAGCCGCUGAGAAUGGCUGGUGGGCGAUCGGGCCACAGCAGGCGGCCGUCCAGUUUCUCCCCAAGUACGGCAAAGAUGCCAGAAACGUUGAUGAUGGGAUAUGCGCAAAUCCAGGGUUCAUUUACGCUUGAUGGCUCUUUGGUAAACCUCGGACCCUUUGAGCAAGUGAAGCGGAAAGCCGUAGUCGGUGGCCAUGGUGGCGGCGUCAUCGGUGUGGAAACUACGAAGCGCGACAGCGGCUUACUGAGAGGCUUCGGUUGGGGCAGCAUCACGAGCUCCAUUGGCGAGCUUCUAGGCGGAGGAGAACUCAGCACCAUCAAAGAGAUGCGCGGGAUUGCCAGCUCAAAGUCGAUCCCCCUGUUGUCAACACCCCAGUCGAUUCUUUUCGUCGACCUGCAGCUAGCACCCGGGGAAAGCAGGACGUUUGAAUAUUCGUUCAAACUGCCCAAGGGGCUACCACCAACGCAUCGCGGCAAGGCGAUGAAGAUAUCAUACAGCCUCGUCAUUGGCACGCAAAGGCCAGGAGGCGCAAAGGAUAAGCACGUCAAGUCUGUGGACGUUCCGUUCCGCGUGCUUGGCAGCGUCAACAGCCACGGCGAAAUCCUAGGUCACGACCUGAUGGCGCCCUACAUCAUCCUGCGAGACCAGGCUCGGGUUAAGACCAUUGAUAAUACAAACACAGCAUCUACCACUACUUUAAAUAAUCAUAAUCACCAGCAACAAUUACAACAACUACAACAACAACAACAACAACAACAAGCACGACAGAAACUAUUGGGAGACAAACCCGCCGCCAACGAAGACUCCUUCCUCUCCUAUGUUGACGAGCUUCUCUCCUCCCGCUCCCUCCAACUCCAAAACGGCGCUCGCGCCCCUGGCCUUCUCAGUCCAACAGCUAGCGGCCCUCCCUCCCGCCGACAGUCCAACUACUCCGUCAACUCUAACACGUCCUCGCACUUUAAUCCGUUCGGCCCGCAAACCCACAUGCCUGCUCUCACCGCAAAAGAGGCCAUCGACCUGGCCAUUCUCCGCUCCAACAUCGCCUCCCACUACUCCAACCAAUCCACUAACCGCUUCGAAAUCGCCCGCAACGGUCGCCGUGUCGCCGUCGUCAUGCUCGCCCGCCCCGCUUACCGAUUAGGCGAGCAGAUCACCAUGGCCAUUGACUUUGAAGACGCCGAGAUCCCUUGCUAUGCUGUGCACGUUGCUUUGGAGACAGCCGAGCGGGUAGAUUCCAGCCUGGCGCUGAGAAGUGAAGCGAGUGUGCACCGUGUAACGAGAAAGGUGCUGGUAAGCAGCAGUGAAGCGACCAUGUUUGCCAAAAGGGUGGUAUUCACGCCAACGAUCCCCGUCACAGCCACACCCGAGUUUGUAACGAGCGGAGUCAGUUUGGAGUGGAAGGUUAGGGUGGAGUUCGUGGUGGCAAGCGCAGAGGCAUUAGAGAGGAUGGGACAGUCCCAGAUGCUGGGACAGGCGCAAGGGCAAGGGAUGAUGGGGUUGGGGAUAACUAAUAUUGGAGAGGAGGAGUAUGACAUUGUUAGUGACGAAGAGGCGGAGAGGAAUGGAGUUAUUGAAGAGGAGGAUGAAGAAGAAGAAGAAGAAGAAGCGGAUGAAGCGCACAAGGGUAGUGAAGGAAAAGAGGAAGAAGAAAGGGAAACGAGGUUAGUCAAAGCCAAUGGCAGCGCUGCUGAAGGGGGAAAUCAGAAAAGCAGAAGCAGGCCGCCUAUGUUGCGCAAGAACCAGACCAUCUCUGAACGCGAACGGGAAAGACAGAGGAAUGCUAUGCAGCAGCAGCAGCAGCAGCAGCAGCAACCGCAUCCCUUGCUGGAGGAGAUUUCGAGGGAUGAUAGGGGCGGUUUGAUUUUGGUGGCGGCGGAGAACCUCAUCUGCGAGAGCUUCGAGGUCGCAGUACCGUUGAAGAUUUACGGUGCUGUUGGUACGGGGCUGGAGAAGUUGGAGAGGGAUGAAGCUACGGAAGAGGGGUUACCUGUGUGAAUGGUUUUUUACUCACCAGGUACAUGGCUAUUUUGGAAGUGAAUGGAUGAUUACGACAUGGCAACGAUGGGGCCAGAAAAAGUAACAGACGCAAAUGAACAUAUGGGUGAUGGAUGGGCUAGGCUGGGCCGGUCGGACAGACAAAAGCUACUUUGAAGAGACGGAAAGGCAAGGAAGAGAAAAGGAAAUCCAGGCCUUGUUAAUCAUAUGAUGUCUCGAGAUGAACUUUUCUGGUAGAUACCUAACCUUUCUUGGGUGAUAAGGAACAAUGAAACAGGAACGUUACCAGCAACCGGCGAGUGCUGGAAAGCCCUUGCUUUUGUUCAAUCACAGCUGUGUAAGUACUUUUAAUUCAAAGAUUGCACUCGGUCUUCACCGAGGUCAGCAACAAG
Molecule: messenger RNA, 3934 nt
Organism: Neurospora crassa OR74A
Lineage: Eukaryota; Fungi; Ascomycota; Sordariomycetes; Sordariales; Sordariaceae
Product: intracellular protein transporter
Exons: 1
Coding region: 273-3542 (1089 amino acids)
Biological process (GO): retrograde transport, endosome to Golgi
Cellular component (GO): Ric1-Rgp1 guanyl-nucleotide exchange factor complex; Golgi membrane
Source: RefSeq, a predicted model, not a curated record